CGACGCCCAGUAUCCCUCAAGGUUCGUGUAUUGCUGUUCACAUGUGCUCCAAGUGUCGUGCUUGCUCGCUAUCCGGUGUGAUUUGCUGCAAGAAUGGCUGGAUGCGCAUAUUUCGGGACGGAUGAUACCCAAACGGACUCAAAAGCUGACGUGCAUCUUACUCUACUUCGUAGCACCUCUGUCACUGCAAUAUGUCUGCUCAAAUCAGCAAGAAGAGAAAGUUCGUUGCAGACGGCGUCUUCCGUGCGGAGCUCAACGAUUUCUUUACUCGCGAGCUGUCGGAGGAGGGUUACUCUGGCUGUGAUGUCCGAGUGACGCAUGCCCGCACGGAGAUUAUCAUCCGUGCGACCCACACCCAGGAAGUACUGGGCGAGAAGGGUCGUCGUAUUCGUGAACUUACCGCCUUGGUGCAAAAACGCUUCAAGUUCCCCGAAAACUCACUCGAGCUGUACGCUGAGAAGGUUCAGCAACGAGGCCUUUCCGCUAUUGCUCAGUGCGAGAGUUUGAGGUACAAGCUUCUGGGUGGUCUCGCAGUCAGAAGAGCGUGCUACGGUGUCCUCCGCUUCGUGAUGGAGUCUGGUGCGAAAGGUUGCGAGGUUGUCGUUUCUGGCAAGCUUCGCGCCGCCCGUGCAAAGUCGAUGAAGUUCACGGACGGUUUCAUGAUCCACUCGGGUCAGCCCGCCGUGGACUUCGUGGAUUACGCUGUCAGGCACGUCAUGCUUAGGCAAGGUGUGCUCGGUAUUAAGGUCAAAAUUAUGAAGGGCAGUGAUCCCGCAGGCUUGCUUGGUCCCGUUGACCCUCUCCCCGACUUCGUGAAGAUUCAUGAUCCUCCGGUGGACAAAAUCGUUGCUGAGCCCACUUCGGAGCAACGGGAGCCUGCCAUCGUCCCAGCUCCCGCUCCCGCUCCUGCUGUGGAGGAGCAGGCGACGUACCAGCAGGCGCCGGAUCCGUAUGCGGGAGGCUAUGACCAGCCAGCUGCGUUUUGAUUGUGUAUCAUCUAGUUCGCUUUUAUCGUGUAGUUCGGUUAAUUGCACUUACGACUGUUCGCGCUGCUUUCUGCAUCAACUGUCUUUGAGCGUGUGUCGACCACCCGUCAGAUAGCUGGAGCGACAAACCGAAGGCCUGCAAGGUGCCGUUGAUCCAGGUGGACGAUCGAGGUCUUAUUCUGCAACUCUCAUGGGCUGCUAGGUCGCUGCGUGCGUGC
This is a messenger RNA of Laetiporus sulphureus 93-53, 1204 nucleotides long. Its product is annotated as 40S ribosomal protein S3. The transcript is spliced from 4 exons. Gene Ontology annotation, cellular component: cytosolic small ribosomal subunit; nucleus. The coding region runs from base 192 to 986 and encodes 264 amino acids. Gene Ontology annotation, biological process: translation. The record is from RefSeq and is a predicted model, not a curated record. NCBI's taxonomy places the organism in Eukaryota, Fungi, Basidiomycota, Agaricomycetes, Polyporales, Laetiporaceae. Gene Ontology annotation, molecular function: RNA binding; structural constituent of ribosome.